This is a messenger RNA of Rotaria sordida, 336 nucleotides long. Lineage: Eukaryota; Metazoa; Rotifera; Eurotatoria; Philodinida; Philodinidae. The record is from the annotation of a GenBank genome assembly.
AUGUCAACACAUGCUUUUGAUAAAUUAAUUGUACUAUUUCUACAACGAAUGUCGAGUUUAGAAAAACUCUAUUUGAAUCUUGUUAUUUGUAUUUCUCUUCAUAAUCAAAUUUAUCUACAAUCGAAAGAAGAUAUUCAACAUACAUUCAAAGAUUUUAAAGAUAAUCAAGUUACUUCUUAUGUUGAUUAUUUCCAAGAACAAUAUGGUCUAUGUCAUAUCUAUUUGUAUCCUGACCAAUUAAAAUAUUACUAUACUGUAACAAAUAAUUUUCCAGGUGACUUAUUUACAUGUGUUCGUAAAAUUUCAUUAUAUAAUGAACAUCCUUUUGAACAUUAG